AACAUUAAAAUAAACUUAUGGAUAUUUUUGAGUUUUAGCUUAAAGAAAUUUUUUUUUUUUGUUUGGGUUAAAGAUAAAAAGGAUAGAGUUUCCAAAAAUGGUUGUGUUUCACAUGGCAUGGUCGUGAACUUGAAGAUGGAAUGUGUUCAAGCAUUAGCCAAAUCUCCUACACUCAACUCAAUUCCCACUAAAUACGCCUACUUCAAAAACCGUAAAGAGUCAGCAGCUUUAGAUUACGAAAAUCCAAUUCCUAUCGUUGAUUUUUCGUUACUCACAUCCCCUGACCCAAAUCUACGGUCCAAAGGUAUCCAGGAGCUCGACAAAGCAUGCCAAGAAUGGGGCUGUUUUCAGCUGAUUAACCAUGGUGUACCCGAGACUUUGAUGAAGACAGUCAUAGAAAAAUCGAAUGAGUUUUUCAACUUGACAAACCAAGAAAAGAAAGAAUAUGAGGAAAAGGGUGUUCUUGACCCAAUCAGAUAUGGAACAAGUGUUAAUUCGAAAACGGAUCAAGUCUUGUACUGGAGGGAUUUCCUGAAGAUUAUUGCACACCCCAAGUUUCACUGCCCAAACAAGCCCUUAGGUCUCAGUGAAAUUCUGUUGGAGUACUCCCAAAAGACUCGAGAAAUAGCAAGGGGGUUGCUAGGCGGAAUAUCUUCUAGCCUAGGACUCGAUCAAAUUUACCUAGAAAACUCUUUGCAAUUAGAAUCCGGUUUACAAAUAUGUAUUGUCAAUUUUUACCCUCCCUGCCCACAACCCGAACUUGCAAUAGGGUUGCCUCCUCAUACGGAUCAUGGUCUUUUCACACUCGUGGUCAACAAUGGUGUAAGCGGACUUCAACUCAAGCACAAGGGAGAAUGGAUCAAUGUAAACAAUACUCUUCCUAACUCGAUUCUAGUCAAUACCGCUGAUCAACUUGAGAUUUUUAGUAAUGGAAAGUAUAAGAGUGUGGAGCAUCGGGCAGUUGUAAAUAAUGAGGUCUCAAGGACAUCCAUUGCUGUUUUGAAUGGACCGUCGCUAGAAACAGAGGUGAAACCGGCUAGUAAGUUGGUGGACGAAGAAAGGUGUCGUGCUGCAUAUGUUCCAAUGGUUUAUAAGGAGUAUCUCGAAAUCCAACAAAGCAAGUAUGUUGAUGGAAAGCCCUUUCUGGAUAGUCUUCGGUUGUGACUACUAAAUGGAAUUAUGGAGAUGUGCUCAAAUUCAAAUCAUGUUGAUUUAUGACAUUUAGCUAAUUGUUGGCAUGGUAUCUUUUUAUAUUUGCAAAAGAUGUGUAUAGAUUUGAAAGCUUGUUUGAUAACGUUGUGGAUUUUACAUUCGAACAUAUAUAUGCUAUUAAUAGGGGUGGAUUA
Messenger RNA from Erigeron canadensis, 1346 nucleotides. RefSeq names its product 2-oxoglutarate-dependent dioxygenase 19-like. The record is from RefSeq and is a predicted model, not a curated record. Bases 118 to 1164 code for a protein of 348 amino acids. Lineage: Eukaryota; Viridiplantae; Streptophyta; Magnoliopsida; Asterales; Asteraceae. The transcript has 5 exons.